CGUAAAUCCGGAAGUCGCCCUCGUGGAAAUAUGGCUGUGCAAAGCUGGAUCGAUGACCUGAAAUCCUCUCAGAAAACGGCAUUAAUACACGACGGGAAGAGGAAGAUCCAUUACCUGUUUACAGAUGGAAAAGAAAUGGCAGAAGAGUAUGAUUUGAAAACAGAUGAACUCAUCUGCAGAAAGUGGCGUCAGAAAAGCGCACUGGGAGUUCAGGGUGUUUGGCAGGUGGAGGUUGGUGAGCCAGUCAACAUGCCUGCAGCUCUGGACCCUGAUGUCAUCAAAGAAAACUGUUCCAACCCAUUAUUCAUGCGUAAAGACACAAAGAACAGCUUUCAGUGGAGAAUCCGGAACCUUCCCUACCCAAAAGACGUCUUCAGUGUUUCCGUGGAACCCUCUGAGAGAUGCAUCAUCAUAAAGACUACAAAUAAAAAGUAUUACAAGAAGUUCAAUGUUCCUGAUCUGGAUCGAAACAAGCUGCCACUCAGUGCAUCUGCACUCAGUUACACACACGCCAACAAUACUUUAAUAGUCAGUUACCAGAAACCCAAAGAGAUUUUAACCCUCGAACAGGAGCUGCUGAAGGAAGUGAAGAAACUGAAGGGGACGGGUGAAGGGGACGUUGACUGUAAAACCCAUUGAAUUCUGAGCGUGAUGAAAAGAAAAUGAUAGAGGACUGCAUUCAAAGCAGCAGCCAAGGGAUUGUCAUUUCCCACUUUACUUGCAAGCUUAUGUUUAAGCUUUUUCUAGAGGAUCCCUUUGUUUGGGUUCUCAAAGCCUUGUUUCUGGUCUAGUGAUUUCAGUUUUGGUGUAUAAUCGCUCCCUUGAUGUUAACUUUAUAAUAAAAAAUUAUACCUGCA
Molecule: messenger RNA, 857 nt
Organism: Cyprinodon variegatus (sheepshead minnow)
Lineage: Eukaryota; Metazoa; Chordata; Actinopteri; Cyprinodontiformes; Cyprinodontidae
Gene: dpcd
Product: deleted in primary ciliary dyskinesia homolog (mouse)
Exons: 6
Coding region: 31-639 (202 amino acids)
Source: RefSeq, a predicted model, not a curated record